Planococcus citri (citrus mealybug) is the source of this 1113-nucleotide messenger RNA. Its product is annotated as protein adenylyltransferase FICD-like. Lineage: Eukaryota; Metazoa; Arthropoda; Insecta; Hemiptera; Pseudococcidae. The coding region runs from base 70 to 1035 and encodes 321 amino acids. The record is from RefSeq and is a predicted model, not a curated record. The transcript is spliced from 7 exons.
GUUUUUUUUUUAUUUUUAUUUAAACAUGUUUGAAACGCAAUCCUGGCACAUGCGAUUCUUUCGUGUUUCAUGCAACGUUGCAUCAUCUUUUUACAUUUUACCAAUUCAAAAUUAGUAACCGCGAUUAAUCGAAUAAUGCGAGAAUAUUUUCCAAAGAAGAUUACUGAAUCUCAAGUUCCUAAGAAGAAGUCAUCAUCAAGAAAGAAUUCUAUCUUCAUUAACAGACAUAUCAGAAUACCUUGCUAUCAAAAUGAAUGCAAACCAUCAAUUUCUUAUCAUACUCCUUGUAAAUGUGUUACCAAAUUUAUAGAUUCAACGGCUGAUAAACUUGAAGACGCAGAAAACCUACCGCAAAAUGAUUAUAGUGUCAGUAAAUCAUUGCACGAUUAUGCUAAACAGUCUCUUCUUAUUGGAAAAGUUUCUCCCACUGACGAGAAUAUUGAAAUUAUUAAAAAUGCAUCCCUGUACGCAGAUACCAUAAAUUUAGAAGAUUUCAAUUUGAACCAUUUGCUUGAAAUACAUCGAUUAGUUAUGGCGAAAAAUGACCAACUUGCUGGUAAAAUACGAGACCAAGAUGUAGUUAUUCGAUUACCAAAAGAUAAAGGAUCAUCAUUGAUUAAACGCAUACAAACACCUCUGGCACACGAACUUCAUGACUGUCUGGAGAAAUAUUUUCAAUGGUUCAGGGAAAAAAUGAAAAAUAGCGAAACAAACGACCUGAUUUUUGCUGCGAUGGCUAAAUAUUACUUCUUCACAAUCCAUGCCUUUGAUGAUGGGAAUGGCAUAACAUCGAGGAUCAUUUUGAAUGCUAUUUUACGUAAAUUUUCGCCAUACUGGGUUACCAUACCAUUGGCUGAAAUUGCGAAAUAUUAUGCGGUCAUUGGCAUCGCGCAAAACAGCAACAACUACAAUCCGUAUUUGGCGUAUAUCACCAAUUGUAUUAGAAGAUCAUCGGAUAUUUACAUCGAUGAAGAUCGUACCCGCCGUAAUCAGAUGGCUGCUGCAGGAUAUUUUUGUUGCAUACAUGGGCGAUGAUUGAGGAUUUUUCGAUUACCUAUCUACUAUUCAACGUUUUUAGGGAAUAUUAUUUUCAUACAAUAAAUAAUUUUUGUA